GUCUCAAUCUUGAAACAAAGUCCCCCCACCUCCCCCCUCCCAUCCCCAUCCUAUCUUCCCUUUUGCCGCAGUUUUCCUAUCACAGCUGGUAACAAUGGAAUCCGUUACUCGGAAGCCUGAAGUGAGCUUCCAGAGCCAUCGCAACAUGUCUUCUAAGCAGCAGCGGGAGCCAUCCCGACUAAGAGCUAGCCCCCAGGACGAGCUGCACGAUCUGCUCUGUGUGGGUUUUGGUCCUGCAUCGCUCGCAAUUGCAAUUGCCUUGAACGAUGCGCUGGAUCCUUGCUUGAACAAGUCCACCUCCAGCUCUGGCUGGCAGCCCAGAGUCUGCUUUCUAGAGCGUCAGAAGCAAUUUGCCUGGCAUCCAGGCAUGCUGCUGCCUGGAUCGAAAAUGCAAAUUUCCUUCAUCAAGGACCUGGCCACCCUCCGUGAUCCUCGCAGCAGUUUCACUUUCCUCAACUACCUCCACCAAAAGGAGCGGUUGAUUCACUUCACAAACCUGGGCACGUUCACCCCAGCCCGCCUGGAGUUCGAAGAUUAUAUGCGAUGGUGUGCGCAAAGAUUCUCCGAAGUAGUUUCCUACGGAGAAGAGGUGAUCGAUGUGGUUCCGGGCAAGAGCGAUCCCAUGAGCUCGGUUGUCGACUAUUUCACCGUUCACUCCCGAAACGUCGAAACCGGGGAGAUCUCCUCCAGGACGGCACGCAAGGUCGUGGUCGCGCUCGGUGGCAGUCCAAAGAUGCCGCCUGGUCUUCCCCAAGACCCUCGGAUCCUGCAUUCGUCCCAAUACUGUACCAACCUACCCGCUCUACUCAAUGACAAGCGCCAGCCUUACAACGUCGCUGUCCUUGGAAGCGGCCAAAGUGCAGCAGAAAUCUUUCAUGACCUCCAAAAGCGUUAUCCCAACUCGAAGACUACCCUGAUCAUGCGAGACACUGCCAUGCGACCCAGCGAUGAUUCUCCAUUCGUCAACGAACUCUUCAACCCUGAGAGAACUGAUAAAUUCUACAAUCUCUCCUCCGCUGAACGUCAACGCUCCCUCAAGGCCGACAAGGCCACCAAUUACAGCGUGGUACGGCUCGAGCUUAUUGAGCAGAUUUUCGACGACAUGUACACCCAGCGCAUUCAGAACCCCGACGAGAGUCAGUGGCAACAUCGCAUUCUGCCCGGCCGCAAAGUCACUCGAGUCGAACAUCAUGGACCCCAAAGUCGAAUGCGGAUACACGUUCGGGCUGCCAAGGAUGGAGCGGACAGCUUGGUUGGUGAUGGCAAAGAAACAUUGGAGGUGGACGCUCUUAUGGUGGCGACGGGCUACAACCGCAAUGCACACGAACAACUGUUAAAAAACGUGCAGCAUCUGCGACCGGCGGGGCAGGAUAUGUGGACCCCCGGUCGGGAUUAUCGGGUCGCUAUGGAUACCGACAAAGUUAGCGCCUAUGCAGGUAUCUGGCUUCAGGGCUGCAAUGAGAAGACGCACGGCCUGAGCGACAGUCUUCUGUCGGUUUUGGCCGCUCGAGGCGGAGAGAUGGUGGAUUCAAUUUUUGGUGAACAGCUCGCGGGUGCAGCGGUGCCGGCCACCAGAUUGCGCGCCAUGUUGUAAUACAAAUUUUCGGCCCAGGGAGUCAUUCGCAGGUCUCCCUCGUCGUCGACAUAUCUUGCGGAUGCCAACUAAUACUUUGAAGACUGGAUGGGGAAAAAAGGGAAUGGAGGCGAGAAUAGAGGGGUGUAAGAGUGCCAAAAGAGGCCUGCUUCAGGAUUUACCCCGCUGUAAACAGUAUAUCUGUCGAUCAAUUUCUUCGUUCCAGGUUGUACAUACUAUACUAU
Molecule: messenger RNA, 1818 nt
Organism: Aspergillus homomorphus CBS 101889
Lineage: Eukaryota; Fungi; Ascomycota; Eurotiomycetes; Eurotiales; Aspergillaceae
Product: lysine N(6)-hydroxylase/L-ornithine N(5)-oxygenase family protein
Exons: 2
Coding region: 95-1594 (499 amino acids)
Biological process (GO): intracellular iron ion homeostasis
Source: RefSeq, a predicted model, not a curated record